This is a messenger RNA of Nematolebias whitei (Rio pearlfish), 1424 nucleotides long. Its product is annotated as zinc finger protein 239-like. Lineage: Eukaryota; Metazoa; Chordata; Actinopteri; Cyprinodontiformes; Rivulidae. Gene Ontology annotation, biological process: regulation of transcription by RNA polymerase II. Gene Ontology annotation, molecular function: RNA polymerase II cis-regulatory region sequence-specific DNA binding; DNA-binding transcription factor activity. Bases 232 to 1413 code for a protein of 393 amino acids. The transcript has 4 exons. The record is from RefSeq and is a predicted model, not a curated record.
GGAGGAGAUCUGACCGUAAUCUCGCUGCCAGCAGCGGCUGAAACGGGUGGAAGACACCGCUGAAUCCACGGAGCGAAUGUGUCCAAGAUCCAACCUAGAACUAAGUUCACCGAGGAGUAAAACCGUGGAGACAGCGGGUCCAACAGACUGGAGGAAGCUGUGGAGAAACAUCGGGUCUUUUUGAAGGAAUAAUCUCAGAUUACGAAGAGGAGCUGUCGAGUUGGAGAGAAAAUGAGUUCAGUGUUUCCUGCGGAUGAUCAGCAGACUCUGCUGAUCAGAGUAGAUGCUCCUGAGGAAUGGAGACCUGGUGUGAACCAGCAGGACCCAGAACACCUCCACAUCAAGGAGGAAAAGGAGGAACUCUGGACCCAACUAGAGGGAGAGCAGCUCAGUGUGAAGGAGGAGACUGAUGCCAGCAGGUUUUCAUUCACUGCAGUUCAUGUGAAGAGUGAGGAUGAUGAAGAGAAGCCUCUGUUCUUACAGCUUCAUCAGCACCAAUUGGAGGACAGAUAUAUUAUAAACAGGAGCUCAGGUGACCAGAUGAAAGUAGAAGCUAAUGGAGAGGACUGUGGAGGAGCAGAAACCAUCAGGAAGCCAGAUCUAUAUCCUCAUGGAGAUGCUUCCAGCUCUUCAGAGACUGAAGUCAGUGAGGAUGAUGAAAAGGACGAUGAUAAGAAAAGUGUAGAGUCACACCAGAAAGUCCAGACAGGACCAAAAUCAUUUAGUUGUGAUGAAUGUGGAAAAAGAUUUAACAGAAAAGCAAAUUUAAAAUCACACAAGAGAGUCCACACUGGAGAGAAACCAUUUGUCUGUGAGAUUUGUGGACAAAGAUUUAGUCUUAAACACCAUUUAAAUGGACACAUGAAUCUCCAUAAAGGACAGAAGCCAUUUAAAUGUGAGAUUUGCGGUCAUCGAACUAACCAGAAGCAAAGUUUAAACAUACACAUCAGGAUUCACACAGGAUAUAAACCAUAUAAAUGUGAGGAGUGUGGACAGAGGUAUACCAUCAAGAGUAGUUUAAACUCACACAUGAGAGUCCACACUGGAGAGAAACCUUAUGAAUGUCAGAAUUGUGGACAGAAAUUUAGCCAUAAAUCAAGUUUAAGCUCACACGUGAGAGUCCACACUGGACAGAAACCAUAUGAAUGUAAAAAUUGUGGACAGAAAUUUAGCCAUAAGUCAAAUUUAAACUCGCACAUGAGAAUCCACACAGUAGCAAAACCAUAUGAAUGUGAGUUUUGUGGACAAAGAUUUAGGCAGAUGACAGAUUUAAACUUUCACAUGAGAGUCCAUACUAGACCGAAAUUACUUAAAUGUGAGCUCUGUGGACAAAGGUUCAGCCAUGAGAUAACUUUAAACUUACACAUGACUGUCCACACGGGACAGAUACCGUUUGAAUUUGAGGAUUGUUGACAAAGAUUUAG